Messenger RNA from Diceros bicornis minor, 2575 nucleotides. It is a transcript of the gene SHMT2, whose product is annotated as serine hydroxymethyltransferase 2. The transcript has 12 exons. Gene Ontology annotation, molecular function: mRNA 5'-UTR binding; protein homodimerization activity; serine binding. Bases 104 to 2230 code for a protein of 708 amino acids. Gene Ontology annotation, cellular component: cytoplasm; mitochondrial inner membrane; nucleus. Lineage: Eukaryota; Metazoa; Chordata; Mammalia; Perissodactyla; Rhinocerotidae. The record is from RefSeq and is a predicted model, not a curated record. Gene Ontology annotation, biological process: L-serine catabolic process; purine nucleobase biosynthetic process; tetrahydrofolate interconversion.
GGUGACCAGUAGAAAGCUCCUCCCCUCACCCCCACUCUCCAUUCACAAACUCUGGGGUUCUCUUGGCUUUUCCGCGCACGUGGUCUGGGGCCUCGGAUAGCGGAUGCGCAACUGGGGAAUCCCUGAGACCCCAGGGUGCGUGCGGAGUAACUGGGGCCCCUCCCCAUUCCGGCAACCAGAAGCCCCGGGGCCUUGUGACCGGCUAUUUCACGUGGCAUUCGGAGAGAGAAGCACACCAGCUGCCCCGUGGACCCUCUGCUGGCGAGCAAGCGGGGUUCCCGGCCGGGACCGACGAGCUGAGUAUUUCCUGCCAGCUCUGAGCCGUGCAGAUGGUGCAACCCGGCCCCACUGCUUGCAUCGGGUGCCCCGCGGCUCUGUGGGUUGGCAGGAGGUGGAAAGAGUCGGGGGCGCAGAGGACAGGAUGUGGGUUUUAGUUUCCCUGCCAGCAGACCACCCCACACACACCUCUUCCCCAGGGACUGCUAAAGCUCUACCCUCCCGUCUCCAUUGCUCUGGAAACCACCUCCACAGCCUGUUGCCUCAACCCUGCCAACUCGCCUCUUCCUCCCUGACUGGGGUAUCAGUUUAUGGAACCCUGCUGGAAGACUCUUUUGUUGCUUUGGGUGAGGAGGUUCUGGAACCUCAGUGGACCACCCCUGAGUUCCAGAGACACAGGCUUCUGGAAGACAAACUUUGCCCUGUGGCUUUGCAGAGUGGUUCAUGGGUUGAGGUGGAGGAAAAUUCUGAGCCUCUGCAGAGAUGUGGUCAGCUGGCCAGGACGGCCAUCCGGUGCCAGCACAGUGAGGCGGCCCAGACCCAGACUGGAGACAGAACCAGAGGCUGGACAGGCCAGGAGAACCUGUCAGACAGUGACCCUGAGAUGUGGGAGCUGCUGCGGAGGGAGAAGGACAGGCAGUGUCGGGGCCUGGAGCUCAUUGCCUCAGAGAACUUCUGCAGCCGAGCUGCGCUGGAGGCCCUGGGGUCCUGUCUGAACAACAAGUACUCGGAGGGUUAUCCUGGCAAGAGAUACUAUGGGGGAGCAGAGGUAGUGGAUGAAAUCGAGCUGCUAUGUCAGCGCCGGGCCUUGGAGGCCUUUGACCUGGAUCCUGCACAGUGGGGAGUCAAUGUCCAGCCCUACUCGGGGUCCCCAGCCAAUCUGGCCGCCUACACAGCCCUUCUGCAGCCUCACGACCGAAUCAUGGGACUGGACCUGCCCGACGGGGGCCACCUCACCCAUGGCUACAUGACUGAUGUCAAGCGGAUCUCAGCCACAUCCAUCUUCUUCGAGUCUAUGCCCUAUAAGCUGGAUCCCAAAACCGGCCUUAUUGACUAUGACCAGCUGGCACUGACUGCUCGACUUUUCCGGCCGCGGCUCAUUAUCGCUGGUACCAGUGCCUACGCCCGCCUCAUUGACUACGCCCGAAUGAGAGAGGUAUGUGAUGAGGUCAAGGCACACCUGCUGGCAGACAUGGCCCACAUCAGUGGCCUGGUGGCUGCCAAGGUGAUCCCCUCUCCUUUCAAGCAUGCGGAUGUUGUCACCACCACCACUCACAAGACCCUUCGAGGGGCCAGGUCAGGACUCAUCUUCUACCGGAAGGGGGUGCGGACUGUAGACCCCAAGACUGGCCGGGAGAUCCCUUACACAUUUGAGGACCGAAUCAACUUUGCUGUGUUCCCAUCCCUUCAGGGGGGCCCCCACAACCAUGCCAUUGCUGCAGUGGCUGUGGCCCUAAAGCAGGCCUGCACCCCCAUGUUCCGGGAGUACUCCCUGCAGGUUCUGAAGAACGCUCGGGCCAUGGCUGAUGCCCUCCUUGAGCGCGGCUACUCGCUGGUGUCCGGUGGCACUGACAACCACCUGGUGCUGGUGGACCUGCGGCCCAAGGGCCUGGAUGGCGCUCGAGCGGAGCGGGUCCUGGAGCUUGUGUCCAUCACGGCCAACAAGAACACGUGUCCUGGAGACCGAAGUGCCCUCACGCCUGGGGGCCUGCGGCUUGGGGCCCCAGCCUUGACCUCUCGACAGUUCCGUGAGGAUGACUUCCGGAGAGUUGUGGACUUUAUAGAUGAAGGCGUCAGCAUCGGCUUGGAGGUGAAGAGCAAGACGGCCAAACUCCAGGAUUUCAAAUCCUUCCUGCUCAAGGACCCAGAAACAAGUCAUCGGCUGGCCGACCUCAGGCAGCGAGUGGAGCAGUUUGCCAGGGCCUUCCCCAUGCCUGGUUUUGAUGAGCACUGAAAGAAACGAGGCCCACAGACUGACAUGUGUUCCCCUUCCCCUGCCUGGACCAGUGGAGGGCAAUGCCUGUUUCCAGUUUUUUACUGGGGGAGGGAAGGUCUCCCGCUUGGGGCGGGAGCCAGGUAGAGUUCCCCUUCCCGGAAUUUGUAGCUGAAAAGAUUUCUUUUUGUAACAAGACUUAGAAGGAGGAGGCCUGGGGCUUUCUGCCCUACCCUCUCCCGUUAUCUCAGUGUUAUAGACUCCCCAGUCUUCUUAGAAAGGGGGAUUACUCUUGUGAGCCAGAGGAAGGGCUGGGUAGGCACCCUCAUUUCUGUUUUUAGCUAAUAAAAUGCUCCCCUGCUCUGA